Messenger RNA from Penicillium robsamsonii, 1353 nucleotides. RefSeq names its product putative transcription factor TFIIE complex alpha subunit. The record is from RefSeq and is a predicted model, not a curated record. Gene Ontology annotation, cellular component: transcription factor TFIIE complex. The transcript is spliced from 3 exons. Gene Ontology annotation, biological process: transcription open complex formation at RNA polymerase II promoter; transcription initiation at RNA polymerase II promoter. Lineage: Eukaryota; Fungi; Ascomycota; Eurotiomycetes; Eurotiales; Aspergillaceae. The coding region runs from base 1 to 1353 and encodes 450 amino acids.
AUGGAUCUUUCAAAGACGCUUAUCCGAACAGUGGCGCGGGCCUUUUACGAGACCCGUCACAUAUUGAUUGUCGAUGCGCUUUUCUUACAUUCAGUCCUUCACGCUGAGGAUCUCGCCUUCUUAAUGGGCAUGCAACAAAAGGACCUCCGCAAGCUUUGCGCCAGGCUUCGAGAGGACCGCAUGAUAGGAGUGAGCACACGCGCCGAGAUACGUGAUGGCUCUACUCGCCCAGUCAACCGCGAAUACUAUUACAUCCCCCUGCAUCCGGUCGUCGACGCGAUUAAAUACAAAGUCUCCAAGUUGACAGCCACCAUUAAAGCGCAGUACACACCGAGUGAGGAGCGCAAGGAAUACAUUUGCGUACGAUGCAAAUCCGAGUGGACCGAACUGGACGUACUGAGUCUGGUUGGAGACGAAGGGUUCGAAUGUCAAAAUUGCGGCGCCAUCCUGGAACGGACCGAGGAUGUCAAGGGUGUUGAAGGAAUUGAGCGUACAGGUCACGAGAAAAACAGUAAACUCAUGGCACAGCUUGACAACAUGCUCAAACUGCUCAAGCAGAUUGACUCGGUCGAAAUCCCGCCGAAUGACUUUGAGACAGCGUGGGAUCACAAGGUGGAGGUUAUUCGGAACCAGAACACACACCCGGUCCGUGCCGCGAUUGCUGUUCCACCCAAGGCCCAGGACAUCACACGUCCCAACGCCAAGACGGAUGCUGCUGCACUGGAGAUCUCUCUCACCUCAAGUGAAGAGAAGAGUGCCGCCGAGCAGGCCGAGGAAGCCGCUCGUAAAGCAGCACUUGAAAAGCAAAACGCGCUUCCAGUUUGGCACACACAUUCUACGGUCAAUGCAGCACAGGCUGGCACUUCUCAGACCAAGACCGAGAUGGGCACCGUGGUGAAGCCUGAGCUUGCGGAUGAGGAUCAGAAACCCAGCGUGGAUGCCUUGGACGACAAAGUCGCCGCUUACUACGCUGAAAUGGAGCGGGAGAAGGCGCUACAGGCACAAGCAGAUGCUAGCAGUGCAGACGAUGACUCAGACGAGGAAGACUUUGAGGAUGUUGAGGGAAUCUCCGGUCCAAGCGGACCAGGUACGCCCGCCAUGGCUGGCGGCAUUACUAGUGUCCCUACCACAUCUUUUGGUGGCGCUGGAAUCAAGCGUGAACUCGAACCGACCUCUAGUGCCCCUCAAUCAUCAGUUGGGACUCCGUCUACCCCUGCUGACGAUGGACCUGCUGCAAAGAAAAUCAAGGCCGACCCUGAUAUCAAGCCUGAUCCUGAUGCCAAAAUCGAGGCCGAAGUCAAGAAGGAGGCCGAGGAAUCCGAUGAGGACGAUGAGGAAUUUGAAGAUGUUUAA